AUGUUCCGACCACAGUUGAGGCAGUUGUCUCUGCGCUGUGAACGUGUGAAGUUCGGUCUUUCCACGCCAGCACGCCAGUUCUCCUAUACCCCUUCAGUGGCCGAAGAGCAGCCCCAGCCUUCUGCAAACCGUAACCCCAACCCCAACCCACGUCCUUCGCCGGGUCCCAACCGCCGACCUCACAACCCCAAUGGCCCUCGCUCUACCCCGAAUAAUUCCCGCCCCCCACGAGUGAUUGACGCUAGAUCCUUUGCUGCGUCAAAGGCCGGCGGUGGAGAGCAAGCCAAAAUCAUCCGCAGCCCCAGAUCCCGCAAUGUUCGCCCCGGCGGUCCACCCCCCAAGCGUACCGGCAAGCCAUCGGCCAAGGGAGGCAAGCCCAAGGGCAAGGGCAAGCGCAAUGUUCAACGUGGAUCCAAGUCAGCUGAGGACACCGCGGGUGAGAAUGCCCAGGCGGCGCUCAUCGAACAAAUCCAGCAAGACCAAAUCCUACAAGCCCGACCCACUGCCGUCCGCUACGAGCCCACAGAAAUCGACCUUUCUUCGCUGAGAAACACCUGGCCUCAAAUACCCACCGACGCGAAUGCGCACUCGGCCUCCGUUUACCAGGAGCUUUCCCGCCGCAGCGGCCGCAUUGCCGGAGGUCAUCUCGCGAUCAGUGAUCUCGGACGCCGCCUUCAACGGCAACAAAACGUCGUUUUCCACAGCGAGAGCGAGAAGGCCGAAGCCCUGGAAGAGGCUAACCGCUUGAGCCGACACAUCGCCAACCAGGCGUCCCAGCGUCGUGGGGAACUGUGCGAGGCCCAAGAAGUUCAAUUCCGUCAAACCGGCGCCGAAUCUCCCAGAAUCCAGGCGAUCAUGAAGUCGCGUGUUACGGGGCAAUACCCAGCUACACAAUCGAAGAGCGAUAUCGAUCCGGCGCUGAACCAGCUGCAAGAAAAGCUCCGCAACAACCGAACAUACACCGGUCAGAGUGGAAAGUUCCUGGACGAGAUGAAGCGUCUCAUGCAAUAG
This is a messenger RNA of Penicillium salamii, 1011 nucleotides long. Lineage: Eukaryota; Fungi; Ascomycota; Eurotiomycetes; Eurotiales; Aspergillaceae. The record is from the annotation of a GenBank genome assembly.